UAUAGCAUAGUCUAUGAUAUAUUAUUAUCAUAUAUCACUCAUCUUGCUAAUUAUAAUUCCUACAUCGUCUUCAGGUUCAAUAACAUGUCGAGAAGGAUCGACAAUAUUGUUCUUUGUUUACUCUUGUUUUGUGUUCAUGUCGCACUAGUUUUUGCUUCAAGCUCAGAAUCAAAUAAUUGGCUAAGUCAUGGUGGAGAUUUAUCCAACAGAAGGUAUGCAUCCAUGGAGCAUAAGAUUAAUCCCAUAACAGCACCACACCUGAAACUGAAGUGGAAAUUCUUUGCAGGACAAGAUAUUACGGCGACGCCGACGAUAUAUGAUGGUGUAAUUUAUUUUCCGAGUUGGAAUGGUAAUAUUUAUGCGUUAAAAGAAGAUGAUGGGUCAGUUGUUUGGGAGAAAAAUGUGAAGGAGUUGACAGGUUUAAAUGCAAGUGUGUUUAUUUUUAAUGCAAAUGGAACGGUUUCUAGAGUGAGUCCAAGUGUGGCUGGAGAUUUAUUGAUUCUGGGAAUUUAUGGACCAGCUGUUAUUAUUGGUUUGAAUAGAACAACUGGUGAGCUUGUUUGGUUGACAAAGUUGGAGAGUCACUAUAGAUCAUUUAUUACCAUGUCUGGAACAUAUUACAAUGGGAGUUACUAUGUUGGAACAUCUUCACUAGAAGAACAAGUAGCAAUUGAUAAAUGUUGCACAUUUCGCGGAAGCUUUGUGAAACUUGAUGCUAAAACCGGUGCCAUCUUAUGGCAAACGUACAUGUUGCCGGAUAAUAAAGGAAAACAAGAUCAAUAUGCAGGAGCCGCUAUCUGGGGAAGUAGUCCUUCCAUUGAUGUUUAUCGAAAACAUGUUUAUAUUGCCACUGGAAAUCUCUACUCUGCCCCACAAAACAUACUUGAUUGUCAAGAAAGACAAAAUAAUCAAACUACUCCGGUUGAAACAGACGAGUGUAUCGAACCAGAAAACCACUCCAAUUCGAUGCUGGCUCUUGAUUUGGACACUGGUAAAAUCAAAUGGUUCAAACAGUUAGGAGGCUUGGAUGUAUGGUUUAUUGCAUGUAACAACGCUUCAACUCCUAACUGUCCGCCUCAAGGUCCAUUACCAGAUUCUGAUUUCGGAGAGGCGCCGAUGAUGUUAACUACAUAUGUAAACGGAACACAGAAAGAUAUUGUUGUUGCUGUUCAGAAAAGUGGAUUUGCGUGGGCAUUGGAUCGCAAUAACGGAACCCUUCUAUGGUUUAAGCAAGCAGGGCCUAGUGGAACGGGCGGAGGAGGAAUAUGGGGUGCAUCGACCGAUGAAAGAAGAGUUUAUACCAAUAGUGCGAAUUCAAAUAAGGAUAAUUUCCAACUUUUACCGUCAAAUUUGAAUACAACAACGGGAGGAUGGGUCGCGAUGGAUCCUAGAAACGGAGAGAUUCUAUGGUCCACGGCUAACCCUGGAAAUAGUACAGUUAGUGGCCCUGUCAGUGUGGCAAAUGAUGUUCUUUUUGGUGGAUCCACUGAUUUAUCAGGACACAUAUACGCAAUCAACGCGCGAAAUGGAAAAAUCUUAUGGUCUUAUGCAACUGGAGGUAGCGUGUAUGGAGGCAUGUCGAUUAGCGAUGGAUGUGUUUAUUCGGGUCAUGGAUAUAAUGUAUCUCUAGGAGUUUUCUCUAACUAUACCGGUGGAACCUCGCUGUUUGCCUUUUGUGUCUAAAUAGUUUAUGUUCUUCAUCAUUGUCUAGAGGUAAAAUAAAUAAUGUAUGACAAUGAUACUCAAAUUUGUAAAGUUUUAUGAGAGGUGUGCAAUAGUAGUAUCAUCUUCAACUUAAUGUGUGACAGCAUUUGUAUCUUACUAAAUGCAGACCAGUUUGAUGCAAUAGUAGUAUCAUCUUCAACACAGUGAUAGCAGAACUCAAAUUCUAAAAGAGCAUAUUAGAAGCACUCAAACAAACUUAGUCAAUGUCUCAAUCAAGAUGUCAUUAUUUACAUUGAAGCAUUCAUCCCAUUGUCAAUCCAAAAAAGAAAACUUGAAACAACAA
Molecule: messenger RNA, 2008 nt
Organism: Lathyrus oleraceus (garden pea)
Lineage: Eukaryota; Viridiplantae; Streptophyta; Magnoliopsida; Fabales; Fabaceae
Exons: 4
Coding region: 85-1683 (532 amino acids)
Source: RefSeq, a predicted model, not a curated record